Sceloporus undulatus (fence lizard) is the source of this 8379-nucleotide messenger RNA. It is a transcript of the gene PIGA, whose product is annotated as phosphatidylinositol glycan anchor biosynthesis class A. Bases 444 to 1883 code for a protein of 479 amino acids. Gene Ontology annotation, cellular component: glycosylphosphatidylinositol-N-acetylglucosaminyltransferase (GPI-GnT) complex. Gene Ontology annotation, biological process: GPI anchor biosynthetic process. Gene Ontology annotation, molecular function: phosphatidylinositol N-acetylglucosaminyltransferase activity. The transcript is spliced from 6 exons. The record is from RefSeq and is a predicted model, not a curated record. Lineage: Eukaryota; Metazoa; Chordata; Lepidosauria; Squamata; Phrynosomatidae.
CAUGGCGGAACAGCCCUGUUUCCUUUUGGGAUGACUUCCUUAUUUUCACACAGGCUUAUCGGAUUGGCUGUUCUGUGGCCACGUGGCCGGCCAGCUGUCUCCUGAUUGGCUAAGUCGUUAGGCGUCGCGAAGUCUUCGUGUGGGCAGUUAGGGGCGGGGCGCAGGGCGGUUGCUGAGGUGACGAAAGAGGCCUAUGCUCCCGCCUUCAGCGAAACCGGAAGUGUGAGGGAGUCUGGUGGUGGCAGCGCCUCAGUGUCGCCGCAGGUCAGGGAAGGGCGCUGGGAUCCUCGUGGGGAAGCCCUCUCCGGGGGCAGGGGAAUGGCGCCCGCUUUCUCGACUCAUUGCGCCAGGGACAAGGGGACUCUGCGGCUUCCUCGGAAGUAAUGAAUGGGGCCCAUUCUUCGUACUGAAUGGCAGCCACGUAGACGGACUGGUGAUUUACUAUGGCCAGCAGAAGGAGAGGAAAUCACAGGAAAUGUAUCUCUCCCACUGUGAACUCUCAUAAGCCUUCAGCACACGACUGUCAAACUCACAGUAUAUGCAUGGUAUCUGACUUCUUUUAUCCUAACAUGGGAGGAGUAGAAAGCCACAUCUACCAACUGUCACAGUGCCUGAUUGAAAGAGGUCACAAAGUUAUCAUAGUCACCCAUGCUUAUGAAGACCGUAAAGGCAUUCGUUACCUCACAAAUGGAUUGAAAGUCUAUUAUUUGCCAUUAAGAGUCAUGUACAACCAGUCUACAGCAACAACUCUGUUCCAUAGCCUGCCUUUGCUCAGGUAUAUAUUUGUGCGCGAAAGAGUCACCAUUGUCCAUGCCCAUAGUUCAUUUUCUGCUAUGGCUCAUGAUGCUCUGUUCCAUGCCAAAACAAUGCAGCUACGGACAGUUUUUACAGACCAUUCCCUUUUUGGAUUUGCUGAUGUCAGUUCAGUGCUUACAAAUAAACUCUUGACUGUAUCGCUGUGUGAUACAAAUCACAUAAUAUGUGUUUCUUACACUAGCAAGGAGAACACUGUGUUGAGAGCAGCACUGAAUCCUGAGAUAGUUUCUGUUAUUCCUAAUGCUGUUGAUCCUACUGACUUCACUCCAGAUGCAUCUAGACGGGACAGUAACACAAUAACUGUUGUUGUCGUCAGCAGGCUUGUAUAUAGAAAAGGUAUAGAUUUGCUUAGUGGUAUAAUUCCUGAGCUUUGUCAAAAGUAUCCAGAACUACAUUUUUUAGUUGGAGGAGAAGGGCCAAAGCGAAUCAUAUUAGAAGAGGUACGGGAAAGAUACCAGCUACAUGACAGAGUUCAUCUUCUGGGAGCUUUGGAACAUCAGGAUGUUCGGAAUGUCUUGGUCCAGGGACAGAUUUUUCUGAACACUUCUCUCACCGAAGCAUUUUGCAUGGCAAUUGUAGAAGCUGCCAGUUGUGGGUUACAGGUGGUAAGCACAAAAGUUGGUGGGAUUCCUGAAGUGCUGCCAGAUGAUCUUAUAAUCUUGUGUGAACCUUCAGUGAAUUCUCUGUGUAAUGGAUUGGAAAAAGCUAUUGGCCAGUUGAAAUCAGGAUCACUUCUGUCUCCUGAAAUCAUACAUAGCAAAGUUAAACCUUUCUAUACUUGGAGAAAUGUUGCACAGAGAACUGAAAAAGUGUAUGACAGAGUGGGAAGUGAAACUGUAUUGCCAAUGUCCAAACGGCUUGACAGACUUAUCACUCACUGUGGCCCGGUGACUGGCUGUAUUUUUGCUCUUUUGGCUGUGCUUAGCUUUCUCUUCCUUGUAUUCUUGAGAUGGAUGACACCAGAUUACCUUAUUGAUUCUGCAAUAGAUGCCACAGGUCUGAAUGGAGUAUGGACACAACAACAUUUUCCCAAUAAAAAUAAAAAAGGAAAGAUUUUAAAUACCUAAAGGUACUACAAUAUGAAGAAAGGACUUGGUUCUCCUACAGUUUCAGCAUGACGGUUGGAUUGACACUUACCAAGUGAAAAUAUUCAUAAAUUAUUGGAAACUUUCCUAACUGAUUUGGAGGAAAUUUGGUAAGAUGUUCUACCUCAAAUUAGGAUGGUCUAAAAUGGCUUAGGAUAGACAUGCUUGCCAAGAUUUGGAGCAAUAAUUGUUCACUCUUAUUUUGACUUUAAUUGUUUUGUAUAAAUGGGCAGAAUAUUAUUCUGCCUGCCAAUGAAAGAAAAAGUGGGGAAAAGUAAGUGAACAGAUCUGUUUGUAAUGCGGUGAGUAUUUUUAUUUUCCUUUGGCAGCAUUCAUCACUGGUUUUCUGUUCUCUCAUAAUAAAAUGGGAUCAGAACUGUAAAUCUGCUUAUCAUGUCUGCUUCUAGAAUAUAGGACACUAGAAGGAUCAGACCCAAAGAUGAAUGACAUACGAUACUUUUUAAAUACUUCCCCACAUUUAGAUUUGAAAUUCAUAUUUUGGGAGAAAUUGUUUCUUGCUGAUUUCGUAGCCUUUUUUUUUUUUUUUUUGGGUGGUUGGUUUAAAUGGAACCCAUAGUAUCCUACUCCAUUAAGAAGCUCCAAUGAUCCAUGCGAUCAGUUAGAGCCCAAACAGACAGCCAAAAUCAGGUCACUUGGAAGGUAUGCUGUUUAAAUGAUGCAUGCUUCCUAAGAGGCUGGAAGCCGUGCCAAAGCCAUUCUCUAGUCCUAAGGAUUGGAGUGCAGCUUUGGCGUAGCCUCUGGCCUCUUAAGAUGUGUAUGUCAUUUAAACAGCAUACUUCAAAAGUGACAUGAAGCAGCUUUAUUUUGGCCUAUCUGUUCAGGCCCUUAGACAUCCUCACUUGCUACCCCUUUGCUCACAAGAAGAGAUUAGAAGCUUCUGCUUUUAGAUAAAUUACACUUUCUCUUUACUUGUGAAUUAAACCAGAAUCAAACCAUGGUUUUAAUUCUUAGCUAUCAAAUGAAUAAUGGAUUUGAUAGCUAAGAAUUAAAAUCAUGGUGUGAUUAUGGUUUAAUAAGCCACAGUUCUGUGAAUUUGAUAACGUGCAACUGUACCUUGUUGAAAAGCAGACUCUUUCAACCCCUCUUGUGGGGGAAAGAGCUUUUAUUAAUAUGUUCAUUUCAGCUGAUCCUGUGUUUUGGCUGUUUUCUUCUUUACACUCCAGAUAAAUAAAUGGACAUAAAAAUUGCUCCGUAUUUUGAGUUGGGUGCUAUGAUGAUUCAUGUUAUUCGCUCCUGCUUCUACAUUGUAGACAGUUACAAUAAGGCAAGCACUCAUCAUUUCUGUGGCAACUGGGUGGAGAAAUGCCCAUCAAGUUUAUUAUAACUCAUUGCUUUUUAAUUUAGGAUAGUGUAUCCCGCUCUAGAGUUUGCAAUUCUAUGCUCAAAACUAAGAGAUUAUACAUGAAUAAUGGUUACCACAGAUACUGGAAUAAUAAUUUUUAUAAAUUUCCAAAAUAAGAAUAGAUAGCAUCGAGCUAAAGAUCGAAGCAAAGGUGUUGCAUGGAGAAUAUUUAUCGUUAUUAUAAUAUUAGUUUCAAACAUCUAUAUACAUCUUUUUCCACAGGAGCAAAACUAUCUAGGUCAGUGAUGGCGAACCUAUGCCAUGCGUGCCGGAAGUGGCACUUGAUGCCAUUUCCUUUGGCACGGGGCGAGGGAGAAGCGGAAGAGGCACGCAUGUAUCCGUUCCUCCUCCUCCCUGCCUUUUCCUGGCCUCAACAGAAAAGGGCGCUCUGGAGAAGGAACCAGAGGAGCGCGCCUCUGGCUCCUCCUCGCAGCCUUCUCCUGGCCUUCAGCUGCCUCUUUAAGAGAGCUAGAGGCCGGGGAAAGGGCGGGGAGAGGAGGAGCGACCGGCACGUGCCAGCUGCGCCUCCCCAGGGACCUUUGCCAGCCUCCAACUGUCUCGGGAGAGACAGCUGGAGGCAGGGGAAGGUCCGUGGGGAGGGAGGCAGGGGGUGUGCCCAGCUCCCUCCCUCCCCACUUACCCCUCCUGCCCUCCAAGUGUCCCAAACGGGGCACUUUGGAGGGCAGACAAGGUCCACGGGAAGGAAGGUAGGGUUCCUCUUCUUCCCCUUUUGGCUUUCCUCGCCCCCAAAAGGCUCCAGAGAGCCCUUUGGGGCAAGGAAAGAUCUGGAAAAAGGAGGACUGGGGCUGUGCCCAUGGCUCUCCCCCCUCACGGACUUUUGUUGACUCUCAGCUGUCUCUGAGAGACAGCUGGGGGAAGGGAAAAGGGCGGGGGGAGAAGCCCCACCCAGAGGGUGGAAGCUCCACCCAUAGAGGGUGGAAGCCACACACCCCUGGGCCAGAAGCCCUGACCCAGCACACAGCCCCAUCCCGAGGGGGCAGAAGCCCCGCCCCCUGGGUCACGAACCUAAAAAGGUUCACCAUCACUGAUCUAGGUGUUCACGGGUAUUUUGUCUGUAGGCCUUAUGUUUCUGUACCCUGUCAUAUUUCAGCUGGGCGGGAGGGUAAACUGUUCUGACAUCAAAGUCAUUAUAUUCCCAUUUUUGUGCUGGUCAGAAUUCAUUUGUCUGGGCACAUCUAAACAGUUCUAGUGGCAUAAUGUUCCUUGAGGCACGCUAAUGUGGCAUUUGCAGUAACUGCUAUCAGUCCUAUCAAAUUUGAAACUUGAAAAUUGCUAAGUCCAUCUUUAUGCUUUCAGCUGCAAAUGCAGCCUAGCUAGAGCAAAGUCUUGGAAAAGGUAAAAAUUCACUUUAUCAUUUUAUCUCCAGUAACAGUCUAGUUUCAUGUGUGAGAGUAUUCUGAACCAAUCAUCCACAACAGCUAUUGUAAAACAAAAAUUUAUUGUAGAGAAGGUAGAAAUACACUGGAUCAUGUUUUUACUGAAUCUGAAGAACUCCAAAGAGAAACCCCACUUUAAAACCCCAGCCCCCACCUUUUUUCCCUGUUCAACCCAGAUCAUUCCCCAACUCACCCCCUUCUCUACAGAGGAGGGAAUUCUACAUCAAAGCAGUCCUAAUGAAAGCACCAUUUGGUUCAUAGUCUCUUCUGCCUUGAGAUCUCUCAAACUGCCUGACUGGCACGAAUUGAUUGCUGCUCUCAGCUGAAAGUUCCGGAUACGUGAUCAUCCUGAGCAUAGCCCAUGCGGCAGCAACUCUUUCCCAGAAUGCCUUUCCCUGAGAGUUUUAGAUACAGGUGUUGUUGACAUAGGAUCCAUCAUGUCUAUCUAUCAUUAUCUAUUUAUCUGUCUUCCCCAUGUAUCUAUUUAACUAUAUAUAUGUGAGAGUUUAACCCACUGGACUUCCCUUCUGCAACCUCCCUCCAAUCCUUGUCCACCCCAGCAUACCACCCAUUCAUGACAGUCCAUUAAAGCAUAUGAAUAGUCAACUAAUAUCCCAUUGCAUAAUCCCCAAAGCAUACGAUUAUGUGUCUAGAAGCUAUCCCUACUUAUCUCACUAACUUAUACAAUCCUCAUGGCAGAAUCCUCACUGAAUCACUGAAUGAAGGAGGAUUCUGACAUCAUGUGGCACAUUAUCUAACUUCUGGUUGUUUUUUUCCUUCCCUGAUAGCACUGCUUCCAGAAGUUAGCUGGAAGUUGAUUCAUAUAUACACACACAUGUAAAAGGGCACUGACUAAAGAAGAAGAGGCUGAUCAUAUCUCUCACUCUCUUUCUCUGUGUUUAUCUGUCUGUGUGUGUAUGUGCACUAGCAUUGUAUUUCUUGAGAACUCCUCUAAGACCACAUUUUAGUCUUUAGAUCUUGCUGUUUCAAACUUGAGACAAAUAACAUAGGAAAAAGAAUCUGAAUUUACCUCAAAUAAUAGAUAAACACUGGCAGCAGUACUACAAAUUAAAUUUAAUUUGUAUUACUUUUGAAUAAGUAAUAUACAGUAAUCUGAUGAUUGAGUGAAGGUGGGCAGAAAAAUGGAACAAGGCUUUAUUGCACUUAACUGUGCUCAGCAGCAUAUGUUAAGAAAUUGAUGGGAUAAGAGAGAGUGAUGAACACUAGGUAUUUUAUGUAAAAAACUACAUGUGAAUAUUUUGAGCUAAUACAAUGGGCCCUUCCCUUACACGGGGGAUCCGUUCUGGACCCACCCAUCCCCGCAUAAGGGGAAUUCCACGUAUGCUCAAGUCCCAUUUAAAAAGGGGGGCUCGUGCCUGUAGCGCAGCGCAUGCGCCACACACACAUGCGCCAUUACCCCUUCCGGAGUGUGCCGAGGCUUCUUCCGGCAUGCAGAAGCACUGUAUAUUGGAAAAAGAAAAACAUAGUUUCCAUACUAAAUUUCUUCUUCCAGCUUUUGUUUGAUGCUAUACAUUUUUUAUUUUGAAUUAAGUUUCAUUUGGCUUCAGUGAAAGCUGCUUCUAAAAGAUGCAGAGUAUUGUAAGUUUGUAGGCCAUUGAAAGGAUCAAACUAUGGAAAACAGAAGAACCUGACUUCCUCACCCCUUCGUAACAAAUCCUAAAACUUGUUAGAAAAAUGACAGUUCAAACAAUUAGCCAAAUAUUUUAGGGGACAUAUUUCACUAUACUUCCAAGUAUAUUAGAAGAAAGCUUGACAUCAGUGUAGAGAAGGUAUGGCCAAAAGGAGUGCAUAUAGCCCUUAACUCCCUUUUAUGAUUCUCAAGUCAAUACACCUCAAAGUCCCCAUCUCAAAAGUAAUAUGUUGCCCCCAAGCUUAAAAACCAUCUGGUGGCUUACUUCAUGCUAAUUGCCACAACUUCCCUAAUCCACUAAAAGCUGAAAAUCAUCAUGAAGAAAAGCCACAAGUGAUGUGACAUCAUUUCCAGUGUGCUGGCAGUGUUUGCCAGUAUGGUCUGCCAGGAAAGGCGUAGAAAUGAAAAUUGUCCCCUUCCCCCAGCACUGUUUCCCAUUUCUGAUGCUGGCAUGCCUUUUAUGGAGGGCAGGGCUUCCUGAUGAUGAAGUAUGGGGAUACUGGUCCUGAAACUACACACAAUUUCCUCAAGGUGAUGUCUUUUUUCCAAAAAUAAACUGCAUAUACUUGAUCAAGUAUAAAACAGAGAAACUGAAAACUAUUAUUGCUUUCAUUAAUAUUACAUGACAUUUCUGAAAAGUGUGUUUAUGCUGCUUUCAGUUUUACUCUGAUUUCCCAUGUUGGUCAAGCUGUUUUCUUGUCUCAUGGAAUUGCUUUAUUUUUAAAAAGAAAUUAUCAGUCGAGGCUAAGCACUGAAGUAUGUGCUUCUAACACUGAAAAUUGUCAUGUUCAACACUGCAGCAUUCUAUUUUUACUCUUAUAUGGCUGAAUGAAUAAAGUUAACUGAUAUUUUAAAGAACUUUAACCAGCAUGGAAAUAUUGAUUUAGAAAUAAAUAUAGGGUAUGAUAGGUUCGCCUUAGGGUCUCCAUAAGUCAGAAACGAACACACAAACACCACCACUAACAACAAAAGCACAGUUUCCCAACACAUGCUGGUUGCAAAUGCAAGUAGGUUGUCAGAAGGACAGACUUUAGACACAUGUUUGAACUAUGUGAACAUUGUUAGGUGAACUCAGUUGGCUGUAUCUUUAAGGUGAUGUCAGUCAUCAGUCUGAACUGGCUAACAAUACCUUAAAUAUUGUAUUGAAAGGAAGAAGUGGUUUUUUUUUUGGUGCAUCUGUCAGGAAUCCACUCUUCUGAGUAGCAAGUGCUUUUCUAUAACUCCGUGGCAUAUAACCAAAACUACAUUUCAGGUAAUUAUUUUCUGUGAACCAUUUAAACUGUAUACAUAAAAUCUAUUUGAACUGAGCAUUGCAGUGGUCUCUUGUUACUUUUGCCCUUCUGAAAAUCUCCAUUGACAAAGAGGUAGAAGAGACCACAAGGACCAUUGAGUCCAGUGCCUACCAUGCAGGAACAUACAGUCAUGUGCUGGGACAAAUAAUUAGCCAUUACAAAAAAUUAUGUUUAUAAAACAUUGCCCUCAUAAAAAUAUUAAUGGUUAUGAAAUGCAGAGCAAUAUUAUGUACUCAAUCUGUCCUCCCCCCUUUCCCCCUUUUCCCAAUUACACUAGUCACUUCUCUUGAAAAUGAACACACUGGGGUGAGUUGGCAAGGGGUAUGUGUGGAAGAAAUAUUAAACUUCAUUAUCAUGAAACAAUGUAGAAAACAAAGUUCUGAAAAAUUAGAUUUGUUGAUAAUUUUUAUUAUGAAAUAACUAGUGAUUUUACAGAUGUUCCAUUAUUUUUAUCAAAGAGAGUGAUCUUUUCUUUUUUAAAAUGCUUGCCAAAAACAAUGUUCAUUUUGUUACAGAUAACGUUAUGUAUGUUUCCUCCAUCCCAAGAGAACUAAAAUACUUUUAAAUGUGAAUAUUGAGUACCCCAUACGUUUAUAGGAACUCUGUAAAUAUGUAGCUAUAUCUCUAGGUAUAUUUCUUCAUGACUAUGAAGCAUGCAUUGCCAGUUUUUGUAUGAUACAAUAUCCUAAGUACUGCUCUAGUCAUGUGCAAUUAGCACUUGUCUGUUUCUGUCCCCAACUCCAAAUCUUAGAUUAAACAUGACAAUAAUAGUUAA